Molecule: messenger RNA, 1830 nt
Organism: Chelonus insularis
Lineage: Eukaryota; Metazoa; Arthropoda; Insecta; Hymenoptera; Braconidae
Gene: SmydA-3
Product: SET and MYND domain containing, arthropod-specific, member 3
Exons: 6
Coding region: 212-1753 (513 amino acids)
Molecular function (GO): protein binding
Source: RefSeq, a predicted model, not a curated record
UAUCACCAAUCAAAUUUUUGCCGCGAUAAAUUUGGUUCAGUGUAUCGAGAGAACUCUAGAUUGUACCAUUUGGCACUGGACCAUCUGUCGAAAGAUAUUUUUAUAUUCCAUAAGUCUAUAAAAUCACGCGUUCUCAGUCUGGUCAGUUAUUCUGUUCUACGCAAUAAACUGAUAAACAAUUAAUAAAUAAACUGGAAGCAAGAUUUCAAUCAUGUCACAAGCAACAACAGGCUCUUCUCCUGAAGGAUUAAAAUCAACUUCUACUUACAGUAUUCUUCACAAUGACCAGGUUGGAAGAUAUGUGGUGGCAAAUAAAGACUUGGAGCCAGGGGAAGAAAUUUUAACUGAACUACCAUUUGUAGUAGGACCUAAAGCAUCAACAUAUCCUCUUUGUUUAUCUUGCUAUACACCUUGGCCACCGACUCCAGAUACUCAACCUCUAUGUUCAGCAUGUGGAUGGCCAGUUUGUAAUGAAGAGUGUGCCAAUGCUCCUCAGCACAAAGAUUAUGAGUGUCCAGUUUUUGCUGCUGCAAAAGAAAAAUUCAAUGUCAGUGCAGCAAUGGAUGAAGCUAAUGCUACUGAAUGUCCACAAUUGGAAUGUAUAACUCCUCUGAGAUUACUUCUUGCAUCUGAAAAAUUUCCAGAACGAUGGGAGAAAGAAGUUAAAAUCAUGGAAGCUCACAAUGCUAAGAGAUGUGUUAAAAAACAGUGGAAGAUUGAUCACGUAAAUAUUGUUGGGUUCUUGAGAGAUCGUUUGAAACUUGACAGAUUCUCAGAGGAAAUGAUUCAGACAGCUUGUGGAAUAUUGGAAAUUAAUUCUCAUGAGGUUCGAGCUGCUUCAGGAUAUGCUGCAAGAGCUUUGUAUCCAACAGUAGCUCUCAUGAGCCAUUCCUGUGUCUCCAAUACGAGUCAUAGUAUUUUUCCAGCUGAUUAUAAAGUAGUUUUAAGAACAACUGUGAGAGUACCCAAAGGUCAAGAGCUUUAUGGAAGCUAUACACACUCCCUACUACCAACAUUGAUGAGAAGAGAACAUCUCUUGGAGGGAAAACAUUUUUCAUGCGCCUGUCAAAGGUGUUCUGAUCCUACAGAGUUGGGGACUCAUAUGUCAUCUCUUAAAUGCAAUAAAUGUGACAACGGUGUCGUUGUUCCUCUUGAUUCUUUAGAUGCUGACAGUACGUGGAAGUGUACACACUGUGAAUUUUCAACAGCUGGAGCAUCAGUAAAGAAAGUCUUCAACAUCAUCAAUGCUGAAGUUGAAGCAGUGGAGGCUAUCAGUGCUAUGGAAGGUCCUGAAGCUAUUCAAAGUCGAGAAACUGUUAUGAAAAAAUAUCACUCUGUUCUUCAUCCUCGCCAUGCUUUUCUUACUAUGUUGAGAAUGUCAUUAUCUCAACUUUAUGGUCGAGUUGAAGAAUACAACCUGGAUGAUUUACCAGACAUUGUUUUGGAGCACAAAGUUGAUAUUUGUCGACUCCUCCUACAAGUUUUAGAUGUCAUUGAACCUGGAUACUCUCGAGCAAGAGGAAUGACUCUUUACGAGCUUCAUGCACCACUUCUUUUCAUUGCCAAAACUCAAUGGAAUGCAGGAGUAAUUGAUGAUGCAGCGUUGAAAUCAAAGAUGACAGAAGCUGCAAGUAUACUAAGGGAAGCUGCAUCAAUUUUAAGUCUCGAACCACCGGAAACCAGUGAAGGACAACUUGGAUUAAUAGCCAAAGAAUCUUUAAAACAAUUAGAAGAAUCGAUAAACAAUCUUUAAAGUAAUUUUUUUUUUGAUAUUAAAAUAUUAGCAAUAAUAUUUCUUAUAUAAUUAUUUAUAUGUAUAUUCUAUCUUAU